AUGGACGCUGCGACCAUCGAGGAGACGAACCGCAUCCGCGUGUCGCUGGGCAUGAAACCUUUGCCAGUGCCUGGCGCCGCACCUGCUGAAUCACAACCAGAGAGAUCCGCUUCUGGCGACGGAGAAGCUCCGAGCACCCUUGAGAGCCGCCAGGCGCAAGCAUACGACAACUAUAAACAAGUUCGGGAUGCCGAAGCUGCAAAGCGCAAGCGAGAGGAACGAGCAGCCGCCGCAAAGAGGGAAAGAGACAACGCGCAGCGAUUCGCAAGCUUGGAAGGCAAAGGUCUUGGCGAGGCUGACGAAGGCGGCGACGUCGACGCAAAGGCAUGGUUGAAGGCGCAGAAGAGGCGACAAAAGGCAAUUGAAAAGGCAAGGAAACUGGAAGAGGAGCAGGCUGCUGCUGAAGCGGCUGCACUCGCGGCUGUCGAGUAUACCUCCAAAGAUUUGGCCGGUGUGAAGGUUGCACAUGAGCUGGACAACUUCCUUGACGGAGAUGAACAAAUCUUGACAUUGAAGGACUCAACUAUCGAUCAAAAUGAAGAAGAAGGCGAUGAGCUGGAGAACUUGGACCUCAAGGCACGGGAAAAGCUGCAAGAAACACUUGAUUUGAAAAAGAAGAAGCCCGCAUACGACGUCCACGCAUCAGGUGAAGGAGACGAGCGUGGUAUUCUGUCUCAAUAUGACGAAGAGAUCUACGGCAAGAAAGGCAAGAAAUUCACACUUGACGGAUCUGGGGCGAUAGCGGAGCUAGCCGAUAUCCUGGGAGAAGCGUCCGAAAAGUCGAAGAAGCUACAAAACAUCAAUCUUGACGACGUUGCUGAAGCCACUCCGACCUCAGACUAUCUCGACAUAUCUGAGAUCAAAGUCAAGAAGCCCAAAAAGAAGAAGUCGAAGUCCACAAGGCAGAAGCCAGUUGCCGAGGAUGACAUCUUCCCUAUUGACGUCGCACCGACCAAUGACGAUUUGAUGGACGUCGAUUCUGGUGCGACUAUCAACAAGAAGAAGCGUAAGAUUGAGGACGAUGUCUUCGUCGAUGAUGAGGACUUGCAGGCAUCCUUGGCAAUCCAGCGCAAGAACGCUUUGAAGAAGAGGAAGAAGACUCGCCCCGAAGAUAUCGCACGGCAGCUCAAGGAGCAGACCGACGAGCCAGACAAUGAAACAGCAAACGGCGGUGUUGUGAUAGACGAGAUCUCCGAGUUUGUGUCAGCAUUGAAGAAGCCUGAUGAGGAGGAGGAGCGGAAGGUGAAGAAACCCAAGGCGGCUGAGGAAUCUGUCACAGCAAUGGAUGACUCAGGUGACGAAGACCACCCGAUGGGCGAUGAUUCAUAUGAACAACGCGAAGGCUCUCUUGACAGAGCAAGGGAAACCUCUACAGAUAUUGCCACAACUGGUGUCGACGAAGAGAAGACAAUCAGUGCCGGCAUUGGCUCAGCUUUGUCGUUGCUGAGAGAGCGUGGUAUCCUGAAGGACUCUCACGGAGCCGAGCUGAACAUGAGCGAUAGGCAGAGGGCGGAGUUCUUGGCGGAGAAGAAGCGCAUUGAGAGAGAGCAAGACGAGCGUGCCAGGAUGCAGCGUGAACGCGACAGAAACAGCGGCCGACUGGAUGCCAUGUCCGUCAGAGACAGGGAGGAGCGCGCCCGACAAGCUAACGCGCACCGUGAACUGCAACAGUCUCGUGUUGUCGACGAACUCUUCAAGAAGCACUAUAAGCCUAAUGUGGAGCUCAAGUAUACGGACGACCACGGCAGAUCCCUCGACCAGAAGGAGGCUUUCAAGCAUAUGAGUCACCAGUUCCACGGCAAGGGCAGCGGCAAGGGUAAGACCGACAAGCGACUGAAGAAGAUUGAAGAAGAAAAGCGACGCGAAUCCCAGAGCGUCCUUGACGCGAGCGAGAACGCGAGCAUGAGUUCAUCAGCGGCGAAGCGGCGCGAGGCCGGUGUUCGAUUACAAUAA
Colletotrichum truncatum is the source of this 1953-nucleotide messenger RNA. Its product is annotated as sart-1 family protein. Gene Ontology annotation, cellular component: U4/U6 x U5 tri-snRNP complex. The record is from RefSeq and is a predicted model, not a curated record. Lineage: Eukaryota; Fungi; Ascomycota; Sordariomycetes; Glomerellales; Glomerellaceae. Gene Ontology annotation, biological process: maturation of 5S rRNA; mRNA cis splicing, via spliceosome.